AUGGAAAACCACAAGAAUGUGCUGGCGCAGUCUUGUGGGAUUAUGCAAAACCUGAGCUGCAAGCACUGUGAUGAGGGCUUCAGCCUGUUUACAGACUGUGUUCUUGUCCCCAGGCACCUCAAAGAUGCAUGCACCAAUUGCUACUACAAUAGUAGUGAAUAUCAUUGUUCAUUUCAUCUGGAUGCAAAGAAGAGAAAGCACAGCAAGGCUGCUACAACCACCACCACCACCACCAACAACACUGACAUCAAGAAGUCCAUGGAGGCUGAAAAUCCAACUGCCAAAAAGGCAAAGAAGUUAGAGCAGGAGGAACAGGUGGCUCAAAAGAUGUUCACUGUCAUACAGACAGCAACAAUGGCAGCAACAGCUCAUGCUGAGAUGCAACAGGUUCUUGCAGCCUUCUUGAAAAUGAGUCAGACAGCAGCCAUUGCAGCUGCAAAAGCCUCAUCUGCCCUGGCCACUGUCCUGGACAUAGUGACAGCAGAAUAUACUGAAAAGGCCAGUUAUGAAGGUAUUGAGGGGGGGAAGAAGAGGAAAGGGACAGCAGAAAGAAGAAUAUAA
Uncinocarpus reesii 1704 is the source of this 561-nucleotide messenger RNA. RefSeq lists its product as uncharacterized. The record is from RefSeq and is a predicted model, not a curated record. The transcript has 2 exons. Lineage: Eukaryota; Fungi; Ascomycota; Eurotiomycetes; Onygenales; Onygenaceae. Bases 1 to 561 code for a protein of 186 amino acids.